ACACACAAGAGAGAGAGAGAUACAAAGAAACAAACUUUAGGGGAGAGAGAGAGAGAGGAAUAGCAGAAAUGGCAAAGCAAGAAUCAAACUGUGUAGGAAGCUCAGUCGUCUCUGACCUCAUCAACUUCCUCAACGCUUGUCCCACUGCUUUUCACGCCGUCGACGAGGCGAAGAAGCGUCUGCAAACCGCGGGGUACGAGCAGGUUUUGGAGAGAGAGGAUUGGAAAUUGGAGGCUGGUAAAAAGUACUACUUCACCAGGAACUACUCCACCAUUGUGGCUUUUGCAAUCGGUAAAAAAUUUGUUGCCGGAAAUGGAUUCCAUAUAGUUGGUGCUCAUACUGAUAGUCCUUGUCUCAAAUUGAAGCCUGUUUCCAAGGUAGCUAAGGGUGGGUACUUGGAAGUGGGAGUCCAAACAUAUGGAGGUGGCUUGUGGCAUACCUGGUUCGACCGUGACUUGACAAUUGCAGGAAGGGUGAUAGUAAGAGAAGAGAAAGAUGGUGUUGUUUCUUACUCACAUAGACUUGUCCGGAUUGAGGAGCCCAUCAUGCGGAUUCCUACUCUGGCAAUUCACCUGGACAGGGAUGUUAGAGAGGCGUUUAAGGUGAAUGCACAGAGUCACCUUCUUCCUGUCUUGGCAACAGCAGUCAAGGCAGAGCUCAAUAAAGUAGUUGCAGAAAGUGGCCAAUCUAAGGAGACAACCUCAAUUAACUCAAAGCAUCACUCGCUUCUGUUACAGCUGCUUGCAGAUAAGCUUGGGUGUGAACCAGAACAUAUAAGUGAUUUUGAAUUGCAAGCAUGUGAUACUCAACCAAGUCUAGUAGCCGGUGCAGCAAAAGAAUUUAUUUUCUCAGGAAGGCUUGAUAAUCUCUGCAUGUCAUUUUGUUCCCUAAAGGCAUUGAUAGACGCAACAGCUCCUGAAAGCAACCUUGAGGAUGAGACUGGUGUUAGAAUGGUGGCUUUGUUUGAUCACGAGGAGGUUGGAUCUGACUCCGCCCAAGGGGCUGGGUCUCCAGCCAUGUUGAAUACUCUUUCACGAAUUACACAUUCCUUUACCACAGAUUCUAAGCUGCUUGAGAAAGCAAUACAGAGAAGCUUUCUUGUAUCUGCUGACAUGGCCCAUGCCUUGCAUCCUAAUUAUAUGGAUAAACAUGAAGACAAUCAUCAGCCCAAGUUGCAUGGGGGACUUGUGAUCAAACACAAUGCAAAUCAACGUUAUGCAACCAAUGCUGUCACUUCCUUAAUAUUCAGGGAGAUAGCAAGGAAUCACAGCCUUCCUGUCCAGGAUUUUGUGGUUCGUAAUGACAUGGCCUGUGGUUCAACCAUCGGUCCCAUUCUUGCAAGUGGAGUGGGGAUACGUACAGUAGACGUAGGUGCACCGCAGUUGUCAAUGCACAGCAUACGGGAAAUGUGUGCUGUUGAUGAUGUGAAGCAUUCAUAUGAGCAUUUCAAGGCCUAUUACCAAGAGUUCACUCAUCUGGAUGCAAAGAUUAAAGUAGAUGCGUAGGUAUCUGAUCCUCAUCUUCCGAAGUUUCGUUGGAGUCGGGUGCUCUUGUGAGGUCUAUGCUCUCGAGAUAACCGUGGAAACAUAGUAAUUGCCUGUAAUAAGCACCCAUGAGUGGGUAAAAAUGCAAUGCUGAAUUGAUUGGCAAAGAUUAAAGUGAAUGUACAAUGAAUCGAGUAGGAUAGUUCUGGUUGCACUCAGAGUUUUUACUUUUUA
Rosa rugosa (rugosa rose) is the source of this 1718-nucleotide messenger RNA. Its product is annotated as probable aspartyl aminopeptidase. Gene Ontology annotation, biological process: proteolysis. The transcript is spliced from 11 exons. Lineage: Eukaryota; Viridiplantae; Streptophyta; Magnoliopsida; Rosales; Rosaceae. Bases 69 to 1505 code for a protein of 478 amino acids. Gene Ontology annotation, molecular function: zinc ion binding; aminopeptidase activity. The record is from RefSeq and is a predicted model, not a curated record.